Messenger RNA from Sclerotinia borealis F-4128, 1287 nucleotides. The record is from the annotation of a GenBank genome assembly. NCBI's taxonomy places the organism in Eukaryota, Fungi, Ascomycota, Leotiomycetes, Helotiales, Sclerotiniaceae.
AUGUAUAUCUUAAUCAUCGGCUGUGGGCUUGCUGGUCUCACCAUAUCGAUUGCGCUUGCGAAAGGAGGUCAUACUGUUGAAAUACUAGAGAGCUCCGCGCACAUCUCACACGUUGGUGCUGGUAUUCAGGUCACACCAAACUCUUCGAAAAUUCUUCGAAGCUUGGGGAUUGAUAAGUAUAUUGAAGCAUACUGUACCAAUCCUGUGGACUUGAGGAUGAUGCGCUGGAAAGAUGGUCAGGUUCUCGUCGAGUGUCCGUUGAAAGAACCUGCGCAAAAUGAUUACAUGUCUCCCUAUUGGCAUGUUCACCGUGCUGAUCUUCAUCGAGGAUUACUCGAGGCUGCAACGGACCUCGGGUGCAAUGUUCGAUUGGACAGUCGUGUGGUCAGUAUUGAUCCUUUUGUGCCUACGCUUACCACACAGCAUGGGAAGACCUAUGCGGCAGACCUGAUCAUCGCAUCAGAUGGUGAGAUUGUUCAACAAUUGAACCUCCCAAAAGCUGACACUGAAGAUGUAGGUCUCCAUUCAAUGGCUCGCGAAGUCAUAUUGGGUAGAGCUGGCGCGCCCAUUCCAACAGGCCAGAUGGCAUAUCGCGUAAUACUCCCAGUCAAGACACUCGAGGGAAUCCCGGAGUUGGAAGAAAUUAUCUCGAUUCCCCGUAACAAUCAUUGGCUUGGUCCCGAUGCAACCGUCCUAUCAUACAUAUUAAACGGGAAGGAUGGAAAACUAUUGAAUCUUGUUUUCACGCGAGUACCCUCAUUUCGGCUCGCCUUGGCAACGAUGAUAACAUGUCCAGAUGUGAUGCAAAUAUGCCCGAUGGGACGAACCAAAGGAUUAGAGACAGUGCAGAACUUCGAGCUAGGUUCAAGCAUUGGGAUGCACGAUAGCUGGGUUCAUGAAUCAGGAAAUCUUUGUCUGAUCGGUGACGCAGCCCAUGCCAUGACACCUUAUCUCGCGCAAGGAGCUGCGAUGGGAAUCGAAGAUGCAGCCGUACUUGGCGCACUUCUGGAGAAAUAUCCUAGCAAGAACACUCUGUCACAGGUGUUAUCGAUGUACUGCAAUCUUCGACAAAAGCGAACUGCAAAUGUUGCCAAAGCCUCAAUAGAAUCGAGGUACUUCACGCAGAUGCCUGACGGAGACAUGCAGAAACUUCGAGAUGAGUAUCUAUUGGCUCAUCCUGGGAUUCGCCUAAGGCAUAUCAAUAUCCGGUCCAGGCAGGAGUUUCUGGAUGAACUUUUUGGCUAUGAUGCAUACAAGGUACUGGAACACAUUCCAGCACUGCUAUAG